GGACGUUGCCCGGGAGACGGGGGCGAGGCAGUGGCAGGGCCGCCAGGGACGCGGAGAAAGUCCAUCUUUCUCGGCAGCUGGACGGGCCCGGCGGGUCUGACGGCGGCGGCCUCCGCGGGGAAGGGAGAUGUCAGACUUAGACCUGGAAGACUUCGAAGGCGACCACACCGAUGUCGAGAAAGAAGACGACGACAAGGACACCGAGGAGUUGAAUAGCUCGCGGAUAGAGGGGGAGGAGUUGUCGGAGGAGGAACACUGGGUGCCCACCCCUCUCUCGGAGGACAUGAUGAAGGAAGGGCUUUCUAUGCUGUGUAAGACGGGCUCCGGGUUGGCGCACGCCUUUGUCAGGCUGGAGGUCAAAGACAGGGAACUCACAGACGUCUCCCUGCUGCAGUCCUACAUCCACCUGCGCUACGUGGAUGUCUCUGAGAACCACCUGGCGGACCUGUCCCCCCUCAACCACCUGACCCACCUGCUGUGGCUCAAGGCCGACAACAACCAGCUGCGCAGUGCCCGGCUGCACGAGCUGCCCUACCUGCAGAUCCUCAGCUUCGCCUACAACCAGAUCACGGACACCGAGGGCAUCUCGCACCCGCGCCUGACCAGCCUGGACCUCAAAGGCAACCGCAUCCAAACAUUGACCGGCCUGGAUCCCCAAAAGCUGCAGAACCUGCAGACGCUCGAGCUCCGAGGGAACCAGCUGACCAGCACGCUGGGGCUCAACCUUCCGAAGCUGAAGAACCUCUUCCUGGCCCAGAACCAGCUGACGAAGGUGGAAGGCUUGGAGAAUCUGAGCAACCUCACGACCUUGCACCUUCGAGAUAACAUGAUCACAACGCUGAACGGCUUCUCCAAGGAAAUGAAGUCCCUGCAGUACAUCAACCUGAGGGGCAACAUGGUGUCCGACAUGAGCGAGCUGGCCAAGCUCCGGGAGCUGCCCAAGCUGCGCGCCCUGGUGCUGCUGGAGAACCCGUGUUCCGACGAGAGCGAGUACCGCCAGGAGGCCCUGGUGCAGAUGGCGCACCUCGAGCGCCUGGACAAGGACUUCUACGAGGAGGAGGAGCGGCUGGAGGCCGACGAGAUCCGUCAGAGGCUACGGGAGGAGCCCGAGAUGGAACAGGACGUCGAGCAAGAGCACGAAACUGCAUCCCACUAGCCGCCCCGGCCUCUGCGGGGCCUCCCGAGGUGUGUCCUCAUCCGGAGACAGAGGAGAUGCCCCGCUGGCCCCUGACCUGGGGCUCCCCGCGGGCCCGUGCCCCCCGGCUGCGCGCUGGCCAGGUCGGCGCUGCAGGCUGGGGUGGGGGGCGGGGAGCGCGGCCCGGACGCGCGCGGGAGGGCCGGGCAGGCCCACCUGGGGUGGGGGAAUAAAGCGGCAUUUGGCUACUCUGGCGUCUCGCUGGCCUGCUGAGCCGUCGGCCGUGGGCAUCGUCAUCGGUGGGCGGCCGAGCGUGUCAGUGGGCAGCGGGGCGGGGC
Molecule: messenger RNA, 1473 nt
Organism: Sorex araneus (European shrew)
Lineage: Eukaryota; Metazoa; Chordata; Mammalia; Eulipotyphla; Soricidae
Gene: LRRC23
Product: leucine rich repeat containing 23
Exons: 7
Coding region: 128-1156 (342 amino acids)
Molecular function (GO): protein binding
Source: RefSeq, a predicted model, not a curated record